Molecule: messenger RNA, 612 nt
Organism: Dioszegia hungarica
Lineage: Eukaryota; Fungi; Basidiomycota; Tremellomycetes; Tremellales; Bulleribasidiaceae
Product: P-loop containing nucleoside triphosphate hydrolase protein
Exons: 7
Coding region: 1-612 (203 amino acids)
Biological process (GO): regulation of cell shape; establishment or maintenance of cell polarity; cortical cytoskeleton organization
Cellular component (GO): cell projection; cell cortex; cytoskeleton
Molecular function (GO): GTPase activity; GTP binding; protein kinase binding
Source: RefSeq, a predicted model, not a curated record
AUGUCAUACGGUCAUAUCCAAAGCAUAAAGUGUGUGGUCGUUGGCGACGGUGCUGUUGGCAAGACCUGUCUCCUGAUAUCUUACACCACCAACGCCUUCCCUGGAGAAUAUGUACCAACUGUGUUUGACAACUACUCGGCGUCAGUCCUGGUGGAUAACCGCCCUAUAUCACUAGGAUUAUGGGAUACCGCGGGACAGGAAGACUACGAUCGCUUGCGCCCUCUCUCAUAUCCCCAGACAGAUGUCUUCCUAGUCUGCUUCUCAUUGGUAUCACCACCGAGUUUUGAGAAUGUUCGCACAAAGUGGCUCCCAGAGAUUACACAUCAUUGCCCAAAUACUCCUCUCAUCCUCGUCGGCACCAAGCUCGACCUGCGCGACGACCCAGUCACCCUCCAGCGGCUCAAGGAACGGCGUUUCACCCCUAUAACGUACUCCAUGGGGAUGCAGUGCGCAAGGGAGGUCGGGGCGAUCAAGUACCUGGAAGCUAGCAGUAAAACACAAAAAGGGCUCAAGAAUGUCUUCGACGAAGCCAUCCGCGCAGUACUCCAACCAGCAGGCGACCGAGCGGGUGCAGCAAACAAGCGCAAGAAGAAGAAUUGCGUCAUUCUCUGA